AUGGGCCUCCGGAACGCUGCGUGCGCACCGGAGACGGUUACUAACUCACGCGACCACGCGAACCUGUGCUCUUUGACAUGUAGGACCCGUCUUUUUGUUGUGCAGGGCUGGCCACCAGUGCUCACUCUUCGGUCGGGCGCACUCGACGGUAGGGCGCAGCAGGGCGCCGAAGGCCUCCCACAGAUGAAUCUCUGCCUUGCUGUCCUGGCAAUGGCGCUGGGGUGCCUGGUGGGCACCUCAGUGGCGCAAGUCGGAUCCAAUGGGGGGGCCACAGACGUCAACGGCACUGGAGACUCCUGCGCGCUGGUGGUCGUGGGGGCGGGGGCCGGGGGGCUCUACGCGGCCUGGCGGCUAGUAACGGAGGGCGUCUUCGCCGCCGAGCAGACGUGCAUCUUCGAGAAGACGAGCCGUGUGGGCGGGCGGGCCUAUUCCGUGCGCGGGGACGACCUGCCCCCGGAGCUGGUUGCCAUCGGCGCCAACGCGGUGGACGUGGGAGCGUACCGUGCCUCGUCCAGCCAGCACCCCAUCCUCGCCUCCCUGUGGGGCGACAUGGGCAUCCAGACGGGCUGCUACCAGGACGCGGCGUUCCGGACCGGCGAUUGCACGGGCGAGUGUGACAGGCCCACCGUGAGGUACGUGCGCGACGUGCACAUCGACCACGACGCGUGGCUCAACAGUUCGGAGAACUCACCCUACCGCUUCAGCGUCCCGUGGGGGAAGGGCCAGGAGCGCGAGGCGCCGUUGUCGCCGUUCCACUGGCUGGUGGGCCCCCAGGCGCCCGAUUUCGUCACAGCCGAACUGGAGGAACUGAGCACGGGGAAGACCGCGGCGAUCCGCUGGGCCGCCCGGAACAGGAUUUUGAAAGCCGCCUCUGGGGCCACCCUGGACGGCGUUCCCGCCACGCAGGCGUCGCUCAUGCACAUGGUCAGGAACGGCGUGGGCGGUAGCGGGCUGAAGAUGACGCAGGAAGACCUGGACUUUUAUUUGGACUCGGACUGCGGGAGCGCGGGCGCCCCGGUCGCGCUGCUGCUGAACUACUACGAGCUGGUGGCCAGAAGCACGGCCGACUUGGCCAACGGCCUGGGACUGGGACUGGGCGGCGGCUACUCCGUGCCCAUCGACCCCGCCACGGGCAGCCAGAUCGGCUUCGCCACCCAAGUGGAGGUCCUUGCAGAGCGGCUGGCGGCACUGGGAGUGGAUGUGCAGCUCGGCGAGGAGCUUGUCGGCGUGGAACUGCACGACGACUCCAAGGCCUUGACGCUGACGUUCGCCAGCGGGCUGGAGGUCACGCCGGCGGCGGCCGUGCUCAACAUCCCGCCCGACGCCUUCGAGGCGGUGGUGCGCAGGGAGGACGUACGGGGGCCGAAGGCGCUGCCGCACCUGGGCCGCUGGCUGGACGCCCUGGAGAGGGUGCCCGCCCUGAAGGCGUACGUGUACUACGACGACGCGUUCUGGGCACAGCCUGGCCUCAACCGCACGGGCGGCCGCAUGAGGACGUCAGAGGAACUAUACAACAGCCGUUACCACGACGGCUUCGUGAGGUGCGACGACAACGGUGCCUGCAAAGGCAUCCUGCUUGCGCAGUAUGCAAGCGGCGACAGGGGCGCCCCCUGGGCUGGCACCUUCUUCCAGGACACCUUGGACAAUCCCUACGUCCAGAUUAGGCGGAACUCCUCGGACCCCAGGCACGUGCAGUUCCUGGACGAGCUCCAUCGCCAGCUCAUGCUCACGCACGCGGUUGAGUUGGAGCGAGCUGGGCUGAACGCGUCCGAAAUAGUAGCCCCCGACGUGGCCCUCGUGGGAGUCUUCCUGGGCAGGUCGCUGUACGGCUGGCACGGCCGGAGGCCCAGCAGUCUGGAGCCGGGCCAAUUUGACGAGGUGCCCAUGGAACCAUUCCCCGGCUACGGUCUCCACCUCGUGAAUGAGGCGUACGGACCCACCACGGGGUGGAUGGAGUCGUCGCUGGUGAGCGCCGAGAGGAUGGUGAGCCACAUGUACGGGCUGGAGAAGCCGGCGUUUUUGACGGAGGAAAAUGCGUUUGAGGGUUUUGAUCCGGACCUGUACUACGAACACGUGAUUAGGAACUUCACGGGGCGGUGA
This is a messenger RNA of Ostreobium quekettii, 2100 nucleotides long. The record is from the annotation of a GenBank genome assembly. Lineage: Eukaryota; Viridiplantae; Chlorophyta; Ulvophyceae; Bryopsidales; Ostreobiaceae.